UCGACUGCUGUGGGUCGCACGAUUAGGAAUGAGGGAGGUAGGUCGGGAGCACAGAGGUCAGUAGCUAGGGGAUUUCGCAUAAAGAGAAGGGUCUGAUCAGGACUAUAGCAGAAGAUCUGAGGGAUUCGGCUACAGGUUAGGAAGAACAACUUCCUCUUUUCCUCUUUCUCUCUCUCUCUCACUCUUUAUAUGUAAAACAAAGAGUUUGGGUUGGCUAGAGUAGAGAAGGCGACAGGGAGGCGUUGAGGGAUUUGUCUUGGGAGAUCGGAAGAAGAUAGGGCUUGCUGUUUGCGAACAAGGGAUGAAAUUGGGACUUUGGUUCGGUAGUUGAAGGCAUCUAUAGUGGAGGUGAAGACCAGAGUUGGUGGUCUGCAGAGGUUUCGCUUGGGGUUCGGUCGCAGGAGGGGAGAUUGGGAUGCAGGCCGGAGGUUUGUGCGUGGGAAAGGCAUUGAAGCUGCUUGCGAGAGAGAGAGAGAGAGAGAGCGGGCUCGACAGAGGUUCUUUUGCCGUUGUUUUAAUAGCGAGGGCAAGUGUACAAUCGCAGGAUUCAAGCAGAAAUUGUGGGAUGCGAUGUAAACGGCGCCGAACCGACAGACUUUCUCAGGAAUUUUCUCAAUCACUAGCUUGCUUCGCCGCUCUAAACAAAUCUCAGAAUGGUAAUUCAUUCAUGUUGUCUGAAGCAGAAGUUAAGGGAUUAUGGUCUCCUGACGAAGAUGAGAAGCUCUUCAAUCAUGUAAUCAGAUUUGGUAUUGGUUGCUGGAGUUUCGUACCUAAGAGAGCAGGGCUUCAGAGAUGUGGAAAGAGUUGCAGGUUGAGGUGGAUUAAUUACCUGAGGCCAAAUCUCAAGAGAGGAUCAUUCUCACAAGAUGAAGAAGAUUUGAUCAUCAGUCUCCAUGAAGUCUUAGGAAAUAGUGAUGAGGACAUUGACAAAUGUUAUUGAUAAGUUUAUCGACGUAGAUCAACGGCUACGAUUCACAGUCUUUAUUUUUUAUGCAUUUAUGUGUUAUUUAUUUUCUAGUUCCAGUUGUACCCUUUUACUUGAGUUCAUUUGAGUUGUAGCCCAAGGGACAUUCAAGCCUUUUCCUUUAUUUUAGUUGGGGUCUAUAUAUUGAUGCCUCAUAUAUUGUAAUGAGAAUGAUGAAUGAUAAUGAAAAUCUCUUAUGUUUUCUUC
Dendrobium catenatum is the source of this 1171-nucleotide messenger RNA. Its product is annotated as transcription factor MYB105. The record is from RefSeq and is a predicted model, not a curated record. Lineage: Eukaryota; Viridiplantae; Streptophyta; Magnoliopsida; Asparagales; Orchidaceae. The transcript has 3 exons. Bases 416 to 940 code for a protein of 174 amino acids. Gene Ontology annotation, biological process: regulation of stomatal movement.